Pteronotus mesoamericanus is the source of this 1983-nucleotide messenger RNA. RefSeq names its product mas-related G-protein coupled receptor member F. The transcript is spliced from 3 exons. Bases 204 to 1235 code for a protein of 343 amino acids. Gene Ontology annotation, biological process: G protein-coupled receptor signaling pathway. Gene Ontology annotation, molecular function: G protein-coupled receptor activity. Gene Ontology annotation, cellular component: membrane. The record is from RefSeq and is a predicted model, not a curated record. NCBI's taxonomy places the organism in Eukaryota, Metazoa, Chordata, Mammalia, Chiroptera, Mormoopidae.
UCUCCACCGCGCUGGGCUCUUGUUUGCUGAGGCUCCGGCGGUGCUCUGCGCUGGCCUGCUGCGCCGCGGACGGAGGCGGGCGUCACCGAGGGAGCCCGCCACGCAGGGGAGGCCCUGGACGACCCGGACACCUGCAGGUGGGCCGUGCCGGCUGGCGAGCCGUGAGCGGGGCCGUGAGGAACCUGGACCCCGCAGGCCCAGAGAUGGCUGGAAACUGCUCCUGGGAGGGCCACCCCGGCGACAGGAACAAGGUGUGCCCGGGCGCGAGCGAGGCAGCGGAGCUGUACAGCCGCGGCUUCCUGACCAUGGAGCAGAUUGCCGCGCCGCCGCCGCCGGCCGUCAUGAACUACGUCUUCCUGCUCCUCUGUCUGUGCGGGCUGGUGGGCAACGGGCUGGUGCUCUGGUUCUUCGGCUUCUCCAUCAAGCGGAGCCCCUUCUCCAUCUACUUCCUGCACCUGGCCGGCGCCGACGUGGGCUACCUCUUUAGCAAGGCCGUGCUCUCCGCCCUCAACACAGGGGGCUUCCUGGGCACCUUUGCAGAGUACGUGCGGGCCGUGUUCCGGAUCCUGGGGCUCUGCACAUUCAUCACCGGCGUGAGCCUCCUGCCCGCCAUCAGCGCAGAGCGCUGCCUGUCGGUCGUCUUCCCCGCCUGGUACUGGCGCCAGCGGCCCAAGCGCCUGCCGGCCGUCGUCUGCGCCCUGCUCUGGACCCUGUCGCUCCUGGUCACCGGCGUCCACAACUACUUCUGCGUGUUCCUGAGCCGCCAGGCCUCGGGGGCGGCCUGCAGGCACAUGGACAUCUUCCUGGGCAUCCUGCUCUUCCUGGUCUUCUGCCCGCUGAUGGUGCUGCCCUGCCUGGCGCUCAUCGUGCACGUGGAGUGCCGUGCCCGGCGGCGCCAGCGCUCGGCCAAGCUCAACCAUGUCGUCCUGGCCCUGGUCUCUGUGUUCCUCGUGUCCUCCAUCUACCUAGGCAUCGACUGGUUCCUCUUCUGGGUCUUCCAGAUCCCAGCCCCGUUCCCCGAGUACGUCACCGACCUGUGCAUCUGCAUCCACUGCAGCGCCAAGCCCAUCGUCUACUUCCUGGCCGGCAGGGACAAGUCGCAGCGGCUGUGGGAGCCCCUCAGGGUGGUCUUCCAGCGGGCCCUGCGGGACGGCGCGGAGCUGGCAGAGGUCGGGGGUGGCACGCCCAACACAGUCACCAUGGAGAUGCAGGGCCCCCCUGGGAACGCGUCCUGAGGGGCCGGGACCUCCAGGGACCCCCCGCUGGGGACAGGAGCUGGGCAGCUGCCCCUGCGCCCAGUACAAGGAGAAAUGCCUGCUUCCUGCCGCUCAGGCCUCCUUCUCCCCCCCGGGCGGGAGGCUCUGUGGGUGACCAGGACGCCGGGCAGCCGCCUGCCGACAGACCCCGCGGCCCCGCCAGGCGCCCGGCAGCCGUUCUCCUCCGUCAGUGACCCACGCACAGCACAGACAGUGUCCUCAGGCGGUGGACGCCCCUUCCCCCUGGCGGGUCAGGAGAGGGGAGGGGAGGGGCUGCCAAGCCCCGCCCACUCCUGCCCCUUGAAGGGAGCCCUCCUUGAAAACGGCACAGCCCCCACUGUCACCACCGGGCCACCGGCCUUUCUCCGCGGUCGCAGCACCUGUUCCCGCCACUGCACCCUCUGGAGGGGACGCUGGCGGCCAACCCGCGUGGGACGGUGCUGUCUGGGGGAGCGCGCGGGGUCACCUGCCCCCUGGAUGAAUCCAGUGGUCACCACGGGCAGGUAGAGGCGGGAAGGGCCUUCGGCCACCGUGGGCAGGUCGCUUUCUUUUCUGGCUCCGCGCCAGCCAGCCCGGCAGCCUCCCGGGGCAGGCGCCGCGUCCUGGCUACUCUCUGACUGGUCCUCGGCGCCUGCAGGCCACCCACGCAGUCUCUGGGCCCCGAGCCCACCCAAACGUGGGCGCUGGCUCUACCGGGCCAUGCCCGCCCACCUCCAAGCACAGCGGC